Molecule: messenger RNA, 7305 nt
Organism: Cinara cedri
Lineage: Eukaryota; Metazoa; Arthropoda; Insecta; Hemiptera; Aphididae
Source: the annotation of a GenBank genome assembly
UGAUACACCUCGUAUAAAAUGUUCAACCAUAAAUGUAUGGUCAAACAAUUUUUUCUACAUAGUACCUAUAUAAUAAAAACUAAAACAAUGCCUAUAAAUAGCUCAAUAGUCGCCAACAAUUGAUCACGUUUGGAAAAUGCAAAUAUAAGUACCUAUUCUGUGAAAAUAUCAUAUUUCAAUGAAAUCGGUAAUACCUCGGCACGCCAUAAAUAUUUGUUUGUUUUUCCUAUAAUUUUAUUAUUACGAAUGAAAAACAUCUCGGAAAAUCCAUAAAUGACCACUCUAGACUCUAAUGCACCUAUAUAACUGGAUCUAAAAUGUAACAAAAAGAUCUAUUGUUAUCACAUUUUGGUAAUACUAAUUGCCACACUCAUAAUCUAUAGGUACAGUGUGGAAAAUUAUGUCGAAAAUAAAACAUUUGCGAUCCACGGCUACUAUGAUAAUAUAUCUAAUGUGAAAUGUUCGAUAUUGCGUAUAAAUGUUCAAUUCAAACGAGUGAACAAAAUGGCAGGGUGUUUCGAACUUCGGCCAUAUAAAUUAUGUUAGUCAUUUUAUAUGGUCGAAGGACGUUUGGAAAGUGAAUCGUGUUUAAUCCAUAGAAUUAUAGGUACUCUGUAUUAAUUUACGGUUUAAUCACAGCGGCAACACGCACUCUCCGUGAAAAACGAACGUGUCCAAUAGGUCUUUGGAAUUUUUAGUUUUUCCGCCACCUUAUCAAUUUAUACCACCAUGGCACCGCUAACGGCUGAUAUUUUUGAUAACAAACAGCACGUCGGUAUCGUAUCGUGUUUGUACGUGCGGCUAUUAAGUUAUCGGGGCCUAACAUAAUUUUCCUAUUACACAGUGUAAUGCGUAUGUAAUUACUUUAUUACUGUUAUCCGUGGACGAUUCGAGCAGUCAUCGCUCCGUUUGUUUUUUAAUCAUUAACUUUUGUUUCGUUUUUCGUUUUUUAUUAUAGAUUAUAUUAUUAUUUAUUAUUUUGUUUUACAAUACCUACCUAACAUUGCGCAAGAGUAAUCAAAUCGUCUGCCGGUGUGCGUUUGGACUCGUCAAACAUGUGGUCGACGACGAAAUAGAAUCCCUGUGAUCACGCUAAUCUUUCUUAACACCGGUCUUCCGUGUUAUAUACGCAAUGUCCGAUUCUAGCGGAUCGUCGUUCAGUUUCCUGAGUAACUGGAAAUUUGGUUUGGCUGUCUCUGUCCCGUGUUUCGCGUUGGGCUUGGGCGUAACUUAUUACUAUUAUUUCAAAACGCCCGGUUACACUGGACUUGUCGACAAACCUGCCGCGAACGCAAGUGUUGCUAAAGAAGAUAACGUUCAAAAACCGCCAGAAACUAACGGAAUCGACCAGAAAGUCGUCAAAAAAAAGGUUGGUACCCAUCAAUUUUUUUUUAUUUUAGAGAAUCUAGAUUAAUUAAACAUAGGCAAAUACGAUUUCAAUGUAAUAACAUAUUUUAAAAAAUAUAUUAUAAAUACCUAUAUCGUGUUUUAUUGGAGAUUUUUUUUACAGACACUAGUAGAAGAGGUCGAAGAUUUAAAGAAACUCGGGAAUACAGAAUUUUCAAAAGGAAAUUAUGAUGCGGCCAUCACAUAUUAUACACAAGCCAUAUCAAUGUGCCCAGAAACAGAGAAAGUAGUUUUGUCUGUUGUGUUUCAAAAUCGAGCUGCCGCUUACAGUAAAUUGGUGGGCAACGAUAAAUAAAAUUAUUACUUUACGUCAGUUUGGUCUUAGCAAAACUGGGUUUUUUUUUUUCAAAUAUUAGGUGUAAAAAUAGUACUUAUUGUUUAUAUUAUACUUUCAGAAUAAUAAUGAAAAUUGCUUGGCUGAUUGUAACAAAGCUCUGGCAUUAGUACCAACAUACCAAAAAGCGUUAUCUCGAAGAGCCAGAGUAUUUUCAGAAUUAGGAAAUUUCAAACUUGCUUUAGAAGAUAUUACAGCUGUGGUUAUGUUGGACGAGUUUAAAAAUCAAGCUGAUAUAAUAUUUGCGGAUAGUGUGAUCAAAAAUUUGGGUGAGAUUUUUUUAUUUUUUCAUUUAUAUAGAAUUAAAAAAAUGUUUUUACAUUAAGACUAGCACUAAAAAAAUAAUUGCAAGAAUAAGUGUUAAUUUCUUCAAAUAUUUAAAAUUGUAUUUAUACCAUAAGUUAAAAUUAAUUUUCAGGCAAACAGAAUUUGAUAGAAUACACAAAGCACAAUACUUUUAAUUUACCAACAAAAACAUUUAUUGAUAAUUAUAUGAAAUCAUUCUGUGACGAUCCGUUUUCUGACGAAUUUACACUGACAUUAUUAAAAUCAGACGUAAAGUAAGUAGUAUUUAAUAUUAAUUCUAAUAUGCUUUUAUUAUCAUUAAGAAAUAAAUAGAUAGUUAUUACUACAAAUAUUAAAUAUAUAAUAUAAUUUAUGUAUUAAUUAAUUUAGUACAGGUUUGGAGUAUGCAUUAAAAUGUAUUCAGGAUCUAAAAUACGAUGAAAUUGAAAAUGCUUGUCAAGAAGAAUUAAAUAAAACUGAUAAUAGUUUGAUUCGUAGAAGUUUGGCAUUAAACUUAUUAGCUACUUUUUGUAUAUUGCGCGGAAAUUAUGCUGUUGGUAUUAAACAUCUUACUGCUGUCAUUGAAACGCCAAAUAUUCCAAACAAGGUAUAAUAAUAAAGUUUAUAAUUUUAUUGGUGAUUAAGAUAAUUGAAAGACAUAUUAUUAUCUAUACAAAUUAUGGCUGGGCAAUUACAACAACAUAAUAACUUGGGUAGAUAAAGUGUAAAAUUGAUAAAAUACUUAUACUAACUUAUUCAGGUGUUUGAUACCCAAUUUUAACAUUAGAAUCCAUGGUAUAUUUACAGAUAAAUAAAGUUCUAUAAAUAAUUAAUAUGCUAUUACUUGGUUUUCUUAUUCUAAUCAGUUGAUUCAAUAUACAAAUGUUCAGACUGAGCAAUUUGUACGAGAAAAUAAAUACAAAGAAAAGUGGUAUUUUAAAAAAAAUAAUAAUUUAAAAUCUGCAUCAUUACUUAAGUAUGAUUUUUGUGAAUAAUUAGGUAGGUACCUAUAUAUUUUUAUUGUUUUUUAUGUUUUCUUGUUUAGAUUUCGAGUGUAACGAGGGAGCUAUUGGUUUUACUAAGAUAUUUAUUUUUUUCUUUCUUUGUUCUAGUCUGCAGACAUGUUUUUCCUAGUAAAUUUGAUCUGAUCUAUAAGUAUAGCGAAUUUUUUGAUUUUCGAAAUACUUUUCAUAAUAAACGGAAAAUAAACUUAUGGAAAAUGUACAAUUUCACAAUAUCAUUAUUUUUCAUUAAUAUAGAAAACAUUUAUUAUUAAGAAAAGUGCUUAAAUAAAAAAAUGACAAGAAACCUUUUUUAUUGCAUUGUAUUUUUUUUUAAUAAGCGUUUUGAAUUUUAAAAAAAAAAACAUUAUGGCGCUUCAAAUUAUGUAUUAACGAAUUUAACUUGGAAUCGUUUUUCAUCAGCACUUUUUUUAGUUUUGUAUCCUUAAAUAGCGAUUGGGACAUUAUUUAAAUUUUUUUUUUCAAGAUGUAAACAUUUUAGGGGGAAAAACUCAUAAAAUAAUCAAAUCUUUCUAAGUCAUAACAAGUUUUAAACAUAGUCCAAUUAAUUUUAAAGUUUGAUUACACUUGGUUGAACAUUGUUAACUUUACUGUUUUAUUUUUGAAAAUUUAAUUGAUAUAGUUAAAUUGUUGAUAGUUGAUCAUAAAUUCCUUAAUAAAACGAGCGUCAGUUUAUCACCAACAAGAAGAAGUUGAAAAAUCUUUUGAGGAUUUCAAACACGCUGAAGCUAUUGAUCCUAACAGUUCUGUAGUAUAUCACCACAGAGCUCAAGUAAUAUAUAUAUAUAUAUAUAUAUAGUAUAAGUAAACAUUUUUAGAAAAUAGUGACAAAAAUCAUUGAUUUUUUUUAGAUUUGUUUACUAGAAAUGAACACUGAGAAAGCUGUUGAAGAAUUCAAAAAAGCUGUAGAAUUGAACCCUAAAUUUGUUUUGUCUAAUAUUCAAUGUUGUUAUGCUCAAUAUCUUCAUGCCAAACAAGUAUCAAAUGAAUUAGAUGUUGAAAAGUUCUUGAGAAAAUUGAAAGAAUUUGUGAUUAAAUACCCAGAUAAUGCUGAAAGUUAUACACUAUAUGCCCAGGUAGAAAAAUAUAUUAUAAAAUUAUAUAGUUUUUAAAAUUAAAUAUGUGUAUAUUUAUGUUUAUGAAGGCUCUGUCAGAAAAAGGAGCUUUUGAAGAAGCAGAUUUAUUAUUCAAAAAAGUGCAUGAAAUUUAUCCAGACAAUGCCACUUUUCUAGUACAUAGAGGUAAUCUUUUGUUUUUUGAAUGUAACUUUCAGGGUUGCUACCAUACUAAUAAAAUGGAAUUUUAAAUUUGCCAUGGAGAUUAAUUAAAUAAAUGAAAAACAUGCUUAUAUUGGGGAUGGGUGUACCACUGUUGUAUUUAAGAAGUUGGGAAGUAAGGAUACACAAAGUUAUUUUAUUUAUAUCAGUAAGUAAUGUUAAACCAUUGCUAAUGGAAAACAAUAUAGAGCUAAAUUUGGUUAUACAUGUUUUAAUAAAACAAUAUUAAAUCUUAAUAUUUACGAUUUUUGUCAAAAUUUGACAUUAAAACUACAGAAUACUCAAUUUUUUUUUUUUGAUGAUUAAUGAACUUCCUAUAAAAUUUUCAAGUAUUUCUAUUUAGUCAAACAAUUUUUUCCAUAAAGUAUUUAUCAAAUAAAAAUUUUACAUAAAAACUGUUUAAAAUUAAAAUGUCUAUAUAAAGCUCAAUAUUUGGAAUGUUUUACAUCGCUAAAAAAAAUAAACGUGAGUUUUGUCUAAAUUUCAAGUGUCCUCGAAUAUUUUUCACUAAGUUAAUAUUGAAAAUAAUUAAACCGUAAUUUGUAAUAAUAAUUUUCAUAGAAUUGUCAGUUCUUUAUAUGAUUUUUUCGGUUUUCUCUAUUAUUAAAAAACUACAGGGAAAAUCAAAUAAAGAUUUCAGUACUCACCAACUGAAUUCAAAAUGCAACAAAAAAGUUUGUCUUUUCUAUUGGAGUAAUAUUUCUGGUAGAAAACAUGUACCAUAAAAGUUUAUUAAAAUAAAAGAAUCGUGUAAUGCCGUAAAUUUAUUAGUUUUCAAUUCUAGUCUUUUCUGGAUUUCCUUAAUUAUUUUGAAAACCUCUUGGAAAAUCAAAAAAUGACCUCUCUGAUGCACCAACUGGAUAAAAUUUCCUUUCAGAAAGGUGCUACACUUCAUACAUUAAAGUUUCUUUUCAAAAAGUUGUUUACAGACCAAAAAAACAUAAUUAAACAAAUAGAUUUUGCCACGCUCUAAAUCUAUAAUACUGAAAAAAAUAUUUAUAGCACUAAGUUACAAUUGUAGAUAUGUAUAAUUUUCUUAAUUGAAAUAAAAAACUGUUCUUCUAUUGUUAAUGAUAAGAAAAAUGUUCAUAUUAAGGACUCUGAUUUAUCGUUUUACACCAUAGACAAGUGUGACUAAAGUUUACAGGGAUAGAUCUAGUAGAGUUAGUAUGUCAAUGCUAAAUAAUCAAUAUUUUAUUAAGUACUCUAACUAGUAAGUUUUUAACCUAAUAGUUAUGUUGUUUACUUUUAUGUGCUUGAAUAUAUAAUUGUUUUGCUAUUCAUAUUUAAAAUUAUAUGAAGUGAAUAUAACAUUAACAAAUUUAUAUUUACUACUAAAACAAAUAUAGACACCUAUAUAUUUUAAGUACGGUAACAAAUCCAAAAAAAAAAUGUUUUUAUAAUAUGGAUAUAAAUUAUGUAGUGUUUUAUGAUAAUAUCCUAAAAAAUUGAAGAAUUUUGAAUUCGAAUAUCUACAGUAACCUUGAUUGCACAUUUAUGUAAAAAAUUAGCUUACUAGAAAUUAAUAGUUUUUUUUUUUUUUUUCAGCAUUGAUUGCAUUAUCGUGGAAAAAUAGUAUAUCCGAUGCAUUUAGUUUCCUUGAACAAGCAUUAAAAAUUGAUCCAAAGUGUGAUUAUGCGUACGAAACACUUGGAACACUUUACAUUCAAACGUAAGAUAUUAAAAACAAAUGUAUAUAAUAUUUUGAAAUGAUUAUUUUAUUUCAAUACCAUCCUGUUAAGAUAUUUUUUUAAUUUUGAAUUAAAAAUAUUUUAUAAUGUUGCUAUGAUUAAAAAAAAAAAAGCAUUGCAACUAAAUUAUUUUAUUUAUUUUUAUUAAUGAGAUUUUGAUAAGACUAUUCAAAAUUACCGUCAUAACUCAAUUUAUUUAGAAUUGUUUUUAUCAAUUUACAUUCAAAAUAUGAUUAACUAUUAAUACUUACAUAGACUAGAAAUUUGAUAGACCAAACCAGUGUGUAAAACCAAACUGAAAAAACUUUUUAAGGAAACAAACAUGUAGAGAUAUUUGAGAGAUUAUACACCAAAUUUCUUGUUAAACCAGUACCAUAACAUGUGAAUCUAUAUCAUACGCUGGUGUGAACAGAUCGGAAUCAUCAUUAUGUUGAUCUUUAUUAUACGUACUGGUUUUUACUGUACCAAUCUGCUUUGGCAUACCGGUAUGUAUAAAUUGGAAUUUACGUAGCACACUGGUUUGGUUUACCGAAUUUUUAGAGACAUAUUAACUUAAUAAACUGCGCCUUGGACGAAAUUAACUUGGACUACAUCUGAUAAGCAGAAAAAGGUAUUGUGAAAAUAAAUAUGAUUGACUGUUCGUUUAUUCAAUGAUUUUUAUGGACAAUUAUCCAUGAAAUAAAUAAAUACAUACAAACUAGUUUUUUUUUAAUACAUGAUUAAAACUGCAUAGAAAAAAAGAGUAAACGUAUUAGUUUCUUCCAUAGUGUUUUUUGUUUUUUUUUUUUUUGCUUUUCAAGGCUGCGUGAGGAAAGUGUUAUUCAUUUAAUUAAUAUAUAUGAAUAAUUGUACAUUAGGCUAUUUUUAUAUUUUAUUUGUGCUUGUGUGUUUCAGUGGAAAAUUAAAUGAUGCUGUUGAUUGUUUGGAAAAAGCCAUACCUUUGUCUAAAUCGGAAAAAGAACUGUUGCACAUAUUUUCGUUGAGGGAUUCAGCGCGGGCCCAAUUAGCAGUAGUUGAACGUUUGGUACUAACCUCUGCCAAAGUAAAUUGAAUUUCCAAAAAAUAAAAAACAUUUAUUUCUAUUAUGGACAACAUUAUAUUAGUUUUAUCUUCUUUUAAUUUGUUAAAAAGUACUGUAAUUUUUUACACAUAUAGUAAUAUAUUGUUUGAUAAUUAUUUUAUCUACUAUAAAUAUUCAAUUCUAUUCUAUUGGGGAUCUUUAUUUAAUAAAUGUGAUUGCUAAUUAGUGACACAGGUGCAUAAAAACUAUUACAACCGCUUUGAACACU